GCGGCGCCGUGCCCGGUGAGCGCGCGGCGGGAGGGGUGCCAUCUCCCUGCCAGCCCGUGCCACCAUGAGCUCCGAGACGCUGGUCAAGGACGUCAAACCAGGGCUCAAGAACCUCAACCUCAUCUUCAUCGUGCUGGAGACUGGCCGGGUGACCAAGACCAAGGACGGGCACGAGGUGCGCACGUGCAAGGUGGCCGACAAGACCGGGAGCAUCAACAUCUCCGUGUGGGACGAUGUGGGGAACCUCAUCCAGCCCGGGGACAUCAUCCGGCUCACCAAGGGCUACGCCUCGGUGUUCAAGGGCUGCCUGACACUCUACACCGGCCGAGGGGGAGACCUGCAGAAAAUCGGAGAGUUCUGCAUGGUCUAUUCCGAGGUGCCCAAUUUCAGCGAGCCCAACCCCGAGUACGUGGCACAGCAGGCACAGGGCAAAGGGGCUCAGACCGAGAGCGCGGCCCCGGCAGCGCCCCCGCCCCCCCCGGGCCCCCCCUCCGCCCCCCCCCCAGCCCCCGAGAGCCAGAACGGGAACGGGCUGGGCCCGGGGGGCCCCCCCGCGCACCCCCCGAGCGGCCGCAUCACCCGGAGCCAGCCCGGCCCCGUCAGCAACGGCAAAGAGACCCGGAGGAGCGGCAAGAGAUAACGGGGAGCGCCUCCCCGGAGCCCCCCGGAACCACCCGGGACCCCCCGGAGCCCCCCAGAACCACCUGGAACCCCCAGAACCACCUGGAACCACCCCCCGGAGCCCCCCAGAACCACCUGGAAC
Messenger RNA from Cinclus cinclus, 763 nucleotides. RefSeq names its product nucleic acid binding protein 2 (gene NABP2). NCBI's taxonomy places the organism in Eukaryota, Metazoa, Chordata, Aves, Passeriformes, Cinclidae. Gene Ontology annotation, cellular component: SOSS complex. Gene Ontology annotation, biological process: response to ionizing radiation; double-strand break repair via homologous recombination; mitotic cell cycle checkpoint signaling. The coding region runs from base 65 to 640 and encodes 191 amino acids. The transcript is spliced from 7 exons. Gene Ontology annotation, molecular function: DNA binding. The record is from RefSeq and is a predicted model, not a curated record.